Messenger RNA from Manis javanica (Malayan pangolin), 1572 nucleotides. NCBI's taxonomy places the organism in Eukaryota, Metazoa, Chordata, Mammalia, Pholidota, Manidae. The record is from RefSeq and is a predicted model, not a curated record.
AUGUACAUAGAUACACUCACACAUCCCCACAAACAAUAUAAUAUUAGCCAGCCUUUAAAAAACAAAGUCCUCCCGAGGCUGGCUGUCUCUGGGAGGGCGGAGGGAGACUCUCUAGGCGGGGGCUGGGCCGGGAAGGCGGCAGCGGCGGGCGGAGCCGGGGCUGGGGUGUCCCAGGAGAAGCAGUUCCCACCGGCGUUGCUAAGCUUCUUCAUCUACAACCCGCGCUUCGGCCCGCGCGAAGGAGAGGAGGAAAAUAAAAUUUUGUUUUAUUAUCCAAAUGAAAUAGAAAAGAAUGAAAAAAUUAGAAAUGUCGGAUUAUGUGAAGCUAUUGUGCAAUUUACAAGGACCUUUAGUCCAUCAAAACCUGCAAAAUCUUUACUUACACAGAAGAAUAGACAGUUCUUCAAUGAACCAGAAGAGAAUUUCUGGAUGGUCAUGGUUCUUCGGAAUCCUAUAAUUGAAAGGCAAAGUAAAGAUGGAAAACCAGUUGUUGAGUACCAAGAGGAGGAAUUGCUGGACAAGGUUUACAGUUCAGUGCUGCAACAGUGCUACAGCAUGUACAAGCUAUUUAAUGGUACGUUUGUGAAAGCCAUGGAAGAUGGAGGUGUCAAGCUCCUAAAAGAAAGAUUAGAAAAAUUCUUCUAUCGGUAUUUGCAAAUGUUGCAUUUUCAGUCUUGUGAUCUGCUUGACAUUUUUGGGGGAAUCAGCUUCUUCCCAUUGGAUAAAAUGACUUAUUUGAAAAUCCAGUUGUUUAUUAGCAGAAUGGAGGAAAGCCUGAGUAUAGUCAAAUACACUGCCUUUCUCUAUAACGAUCAACCCAUCUGGAGCGGAUUAGAGCAGGAGGACAUGAGAAUGUUACACAAAUACCUCACCAUGUCUUUAUUCCCGAGGCACAUGGAACCUGAGUUGGCAGGAAGGGAUUCUCCGAUAAGGUCAGAAAUGCCAGGAAAUCUACAGCAUUAUGGAAGAUUUCUUACUGGACCCUUGAACCUUAAUGACCCAGAAGCAAAAUGCAGAUUCCCUCAAAUUUUUGUGAACACAGAUGAAACUUAUGAGGCACUCCACUUAAUUGUUUAUAAGGCCAUGAGCACUGCUGUGUGUUUUAUGAUUGAAGCCUCUGUACAGCCUACGUUGGAUUUUUGCCAAAGACUGGAUAGCAUUGUUGGGCCCCAGCUCACAGUGCUGGCAUCUGACAUUUGUGAGCAAUUUAACAUCAACAAAAGAAUAUCUGGGUCUGAGAAGGAACCCCAGUUUAAGUUUAUCUACUUCAACCAUAUGAACUUAGCAGAGAAAAGUACGAUUCACAUGAGGAAAACACCCAGUGUGCCACUUACAUCUGUUCAUCCAGAUUUAAUGAAUUUGGGUGACAUCAACAGUGAUUUUGCUAGGGUAGAUGAAGAUGAAGAAAUCAUUGUGAAAGCAAUGAGUGAUUACUGGGUUGUCAGGAAAAAGUCUGACCAGCAGGAACUUUAUGUUAUUCUGAAUCAAAAAAAUGCAAAUCUGAUUGAAGUAAAUGAAGAGGUAAAGAAACUUUGAGCAAUGCAGUUCAAUAACAUAUUCUUCUUGGAUUGA